AUGAAUGAUCCUCACAAUACAGCCAACCCUGGUAGUGGUAAUGAUGGUUCAGUUACUAAGUUGUCAUUCGAUAGAGUGGCCAUGUCCAAGAAAAUCAAACAAGCAAUAGAGGAAAUGCACUCCCUGUGUGACCAAUUCUUGGAGUUGCUCAAAAUAAUCCCAGACCAUAGCACCAGUACUACAACUGUCAACCUAAAACGACCUCUCACAGGAUCAAUCACUGCACAAGAAAAUUUGUAUGGGAGGAGAGACCUGUUUGAGCAGACCAUAAAAGAUCUCAUCACCAAUUGCACAAAUAGCAAUAAAACUCUUUCAGUUAUGCCUAUAGUUGGUCCAGGGGGUAUUGGAAAAACAACUUAUGCUCAACACUUGUAUAAGCAUGAAAGGGUAGAAGAGCACUUCCCUGUCAGGGCUUGGAUAUGUGUCUCAACUGAUUUUGAUGUGCUCAAGCUCAGUCAGCAGAUCCUUAGCCAAAUAGAAGAAAAAAACAGCGCAUAUAAAAUAUCAAGUUUAAACCAGCUCCAGAAAUCCAUUGAAAAGAGGAUCAAGUCUAAAAGGAUUUUAAUUGUCUUUGAUGAUAUAUGGGAAUGCACUACUCAGGACUGGGAAACCCUGCUAGCUCCUUUGGGAAAGGGCGAAACCACAGGUAACAUGGUUCUCGUCACAACUCGGUUCCCGUCUAAAGUUGAUGAUGUGAAAACAACCAACCCCAUUCCGCUGAAAGGCCUUGAGCCGGAUGGUUUUUUUAAAUUCUUUGAAGCAUUAAUAUUUGAAGGAGAAAAACCUGAGAAUUACAAUGAUGAAUUAACUGAUCUUGCAAAGGAUAUUGCCAAGAAAUUGAAGGGUUCACCUCUAGCAGCCAAAACAGUUGGUCGGCUAUUGAAGAAUGACCUACGUAAGGAACAUUGGAUGGCAGUUCUCGAAGAUAAUGAAUGGCAAAAACAAAAAAAUAAUGAUGAUAUUAUGCCAUCUUUAAAGAUUAGCUAUGAUUACCUUCCUUUCCAACUGAAAAAAUGUUUCUCGUGUUUUUCCCUAUUUCCCGAAGACCAUAGGUUUAGCAAUCUAGAGAUUACAUGUUUUUGGAGUGCAUUAGGGAUCAUUGAAAAAGAUGAGAAUUACAUGGAAGAACUUUUGAAAAAUGGUUUUCUCGUGAAGGAGAAUGAUCGUUGGUCAAAUCAACAGUACUAUGUGCUGCAUGAUUUAUUGCAUGAACUAGCUCAGAGUGUCUCGUCACAAGAAUGCCUAAAUAUAUAUAGCAAUGUAAGUUUUAGAGCUAAUGAUGUCCCAAAAUCCAUUCGUCAUUUGUCCAUCACCAUGAAAGACAAAUACGUUGAGACUUUUAGGACAGAAAUGAUUAAAUUAAAGAGCAAGGUAGACAUUGCAAAUUUGCGUGCUCUAAUGAUUUUUAGAAAAUAUGAGGAACAAAUUGAUGAGGUUAUAGAAGACACAUUCAAGGAAAUGGAGGCUCUUCGUGUUCUUUUUAUCGAAGUCAACUCCCCAGAAUCUUUACCACAUUACUUUCCAAAACUUAUCCACCUACGAUACCUAAAAAUUAGUCCAUCAAAUUUUGGUUCAGAAGUGACUUUCCCUAGCACACUUUCAAGAUUUUAUCACUUGAAAUUAUUGGACCUAAGUGAUUGGUAUGAUCAAAGUAUUAACUUACCUAAAGACAUUAACCGCCUUACCAAUUUAUGCCAUUUUAUUGCCGAAAGAGAAGUCCAUUCCAAUGUUCCUGAGGUAGGAAAGAUGAAGUAUUUAAAGGAGCUUAAAGAAUUCCAUGUCAAGAAAGAGAGUGAUGGAUUUGAAUUAAGUGAGUUGGGGGAUUUAGCAGAGCUUGGAGGAGAACUCAGUAUAUAUAAUCUUGGAAAUGUGGCAACCAAGGAAGAGGCCAGGAAAGCCAAGCUUGUGUCAAAAGGUGAUUUGAAAGAGUUGAGGUUGGUUUGGGGAGAAUUGGAUGCAUCAGAAUCAUCUGAUGGUGCAUCGGAAUCAUCUGAUGCCCUUGAUGGUCCAACAGAAUCAUCUGGUGCCCUUGAUGGUACAGCAGAAUUAUCUGAUGUUCUUGAUGGUCUUGAGCCACAUCCUAAUCUGCAAUCACUUGGCAUUAUAAACCAUGGUGGUUCAGUCGGUCCUCAUUGGUUGUGUGAUCACAUGAGCAUAAAGAUGCUUGUGUCUCUCCACCUAGAGGGUGUGUCUUGGUCCAUUCUUCCACCUUUUGGGCAGUUAUUGCAUCUCAGAUCACUCACAUUGAUUCACAUUUCUACACUUGUUCAGAUCAGGCCAGGCGUUGUUGGGGUUACGGCUAGAAGUUUUAUGCAGUUGAAGGAGAUUGUUCUUGAUUCUUUGUCAGAAUUUACUGAGUGGGUUGGGACAUCUAAUGCCCAUUCAUUUUCAAUGCUUGAAAGAAUUGUUUGCAGAAAAUGUCCCAAUCUCUAUUCACUGCCGUUCCUACAGGAUUGCCCUGCGGGCUCAUAUAACCAUCUGUGGAAACUUGAAAUUACUGGUUGCCCAAAGUUGCUUAUGCCCCUCAUGCCUCACAGUUCCACACUAACUGAAGUUACUGUGUCUACUAGCCGUACUGGGGAUAUGGUGUACGCCAACCGUAAUUUGUAUUUGACGAGGUAUAGCAGGGAAUUAGCCUGGCACAAUAUGGCCGGCAAAGUACAGAGCAUCACAUUUAAAGCUGGAUCAACAAUCCCAUGGAUAGUCCUCCAAAAUUUAACCUCCCUCGAGAAACUUGAAAUUGAAGGAGACUCAAGCCAGCAGUCGAUGGCUUCGGUCUCAUACCUCACGUCUCUCACCAAUCUAAGAAUACAAUAUUGUAAGAAUUUCAAAGUGGGUGGGUUCAAUCUUCUCAUGGCUUCCAACCUCAAGGUUUUGGCGGUCCACAACAUAAUUGAAUAUUACCCUCUCUCUGUAGCCGCAGAUCUUCUCUCGGAAUUGGCGGUGGAAAUAACAAGGAGUAAAAAGUUAUUACCACCUGCAGCUGGCUCUUUACUCCAGUUGGAAAGACUUAAUGUGGAUAGCAUCUCGGCUGUGCUUGUUGCUCCAGUUUGUCGACUACUCGCUGCUACCCUCAAGGAGUUAGUGAUCACGUGUGAUCGAGAGGUGGAGAACCUCACCAAAGAUGAAGAGAAAGCGCUUCAGCUCCUCACCUCACUCCAAGAACUAAUUUUUUGGAGGUGCCGGCGUCUGCGGUCCUUCCCUCAAGGGUUACACGGCCUUCCUUGUCUCAGGACACUAAAAGCCAUCAGCUGUCGAAAAAUCCGAUCGCUGCCCAAGAAGGGAAUCCCCACUUCUCUGCGGGAGCUAUCAAUAAAUGAUUGCAGUCGCAAGCUACACAAUCAAGCCAAGAAACUAAAUCAAAGAAAUUUGUCUGUAAGCGCCUAG
Molecule: messenger RNA, 3387 nt
Organism: Triticum turgidum subsp. durum (durum wheat)
Lineage: Eukaryota; Viridiplantae; Streptophyta; Magnoliopsida; Poales; Poaceae
Source: the annotation of a GenBank genome assembly